Messenger RNA from Trichoplusia ni (cabbage looper), 1955 nucleotides. RefSeq lists its product as uncharacterized. The coding region runs from base 436 to 1593 and encodes 385 amino acids. The transcript is spliced from 7 exons. Lineage: Eukaryota; Metazoa; Arthropoda; Insecta; Lepidoptera; Noctuidae. The record is from RefSeq and is a predicted model, not a curated record.
GAGAUCAAAUACCAAAUGGACGGCGGACGGCGUUGCCAUGACAUCAUGCGGUUACGUCACGUAAACAAAGCUGUCAAACUCUUCGCGGUUGCAGUCGGAGUCCAUCACAUACAUCCGUCUCUCUUACAUAUACGUCGAAGCGUGUAUGUUUUCGUGUUGUCCCUUUUCAGGCUGCGCGCCACUUGUUUCAGAUCCAAAGUGGCUUAUCUCAUAGAAUUCUACUAGAAUUGGUCUGGUGAAGCCAGUCACCGCGGCAUGCGUGGUAGAUUACCGUGUGAUUGUGUUCGCUCCUACAAAGUUUUAUAUUAUAUAUUUUCUACUGUAAAAUAUUUUUAUCAAUGAAAAUGUGAAUGGUUCGGUAACAGCAUAGUUGAAAUUUCUCCGAACGGAUUUUAAUGCUGAUAAGAUCAUAUUUGACGAUGGAGUGAAGAUAUCAUGACGAUCCUUCUGUACGACUACUUCGAUUUGGAGGAGACUUCUUCCAAAAGCCUUAGUGUGUGGAAAGCAUGCCAUUUAAUACUAUACGUAUUCGCGGCCGUGUUUGGCAUCGCGAACUAUGUAUUCUUACAACAAGCCAUGGAGCUGGUCAACCACAACUGCUUGUUAUUUCCGAGAGAACUCGAAUUCCAUACAGUCGAACUGAUUGAAGCUUCUGAAAUGCAAUAUGGAGUUCUGGAGGUGAAUAGGAACGUGACUGAUGAUGCUCAAGCUGAUGUGGAGAGGAAUGGGAAUGAACAAGAGAGUGUUAAGGAGAAGAGGGAGGCUAAUGAUAACGUAACCCUGGAUUAUAAUGAGACGGCGACGGAUGGGAAUGUCUCAUUGACUGUAUUUGGAAAUAAAACGCAUCGCUUAGCACUGGACACGUCCCGGACCCUGUUCGAAGCGAACAGUGACUGUCAGUUCGCGGAGUACAUGCCCCUGUUGUCAACGGUGUUCUCAGCAGUGUGGCUGACUAUGUUCACCAUGUGUCCGCGGGGAGGACGCGCCAGAGCCGGUCUUCAUCAACCCUGGCGCAUCCUGGCUCCAGCGCUACUGUUCGCACUGGUGAUGGUGGGCCUCACAGGACACAGCUUCACGCUCACCAACGGAGGCCUGCACGCGUUUUGUGCUGCCUUCUCUGACGUCACGAAUUCUACUACAUGUUCCUCUGUGGGCCCAUUACUUGAGCUGGGAUGGAACUCGACGUGGACAUUCGGCGGGCGCGUGGUGGCGACCCGUGCCACAUGCGCAGGCGUGCUGGCCAGCUGGGCCUGCGCCGCCGCCCUGCUGCUCGCGCGCUGCCUCACUGCUCCCGACUUUGUUGUCAAGCGAACUGAUGUCUGCCUCGCAAGGGAUCCACAACAGAAAGUAAUCCCUCACUUGCUGAAGUCACCGAAAUAUCACCAGCGCUCCAACCAAAGUUCUCCAAGUAAACGAGACAACUCGUCAUUGCGCUCAGAGCCAACUGUUACCACAGAGCUGGUGACUGCUUCCGUGGAACCGGGACAAGACUCCGUGCCCACCUCUCUCCUGGUCACCCCGGUGAAGACACCACGCAACACCGAAGAUAUCGAAAUGACGUAUACGUCACAAGAACGUAUUGAUAACCAAUAAUGCUCAAUUAAGAACAGAGCAUCAAAUAAAAAAAAAACUACUUGCCCACUUCCAAGGUAAAAAUUAAAGCUUCCAUUUUGCUCUAUUAUGUGCGUUAUCAUUGUUGUACCUAAUUGAUAGGCCGUAUUAUACUGUAUUUAAAUGGCUACAAGCUUAUUUGUCUUUUUAAGCUCUAUGUCACUCAAUGAAGUAAUGAUCAGGUAGGAGAAAAUAGAGACUACAUGGAGUUAAAACAUUAUUGAUAUGAUGUGAUAAAUUGUCUUUAUUGGGUGUUAUAUAUUUUCAAAGUGUAAAAUUAUCAGAAAAUGGAUCGUAUUGUAUGUUACUCGUUUACAAUAAAUGCAUUUAAACAUUAAACGUAG